UUGCUUUGCCCCGUGCACGCUCUGGGGUGUCACAUGAUCGACAACGCGAGCUGUGGGUAUCUGUAUACAGUAGACAGGGAACCGCAGAAAAGUGAAACAUUACUUCGUUCAGUACAGGAUUAUGCUAACUUGAGACGCGGGGACAACCUUAAUAUAGCAUCUUUCACAAUAUGAUUGCGCUUAGAAAUACAGGAAACAUUUUUGUUUGUCUUUACUGCGCGUGGUGUUUCCGUGUGUUGUGUGGAUACAAUGUCACACGACCGGAGGCUGACAAACUUAUUCUGAAUGGCAAAUGGACACUAAAGAACUCCAACGGGACCGUGUCGCUUACUGCAACGGUGCCGGGAUGUGUUCAUUCAGCUUUGCUGCGACAGGGGAUGAUAAAGGAUCCAUACUUCAGAUUCAACGAUGUGGCGUACAAGUGGAUAGCGCUGGAGAACUGGACAUACACUACAACCUUCUUGGUGCCACCAUCGCUAAGGGCUAAACAGGAAGUACACCUUGUUUUUGAGGGAGUGGACACAGUGGCUUCCAUAACUGUCAAUGGAAUCACAGUUGGCAAGACGGACAACAUGUUUCGCCGAUAUGAUCUGCGUGUGUCAGAGGUGCUGCUGGAGGGGGAGAACGUUCUGGAGGUGCGGCUGCUGUCCCCGGUGCUGUACGCGGCGGGGCGGAGCCAGGCUUCCGCCUACCGCGUGCCCCCAGACUGCCCCCCUGAGGUUCAGCAGGGCGAGUGCCACGUCAACUUUAUCAGGAAGGCCCAGAGCUCCUUCAGCUGGGACUGGGGGCCGUCGCUCCCCACCCUGGGCCUGUGGAAGGAGGUGCGCCUGGAGGCCUACAAUGUCCUGAGGCUGAUCCAUCUCUCCUCCGUCCCUGUCUACGAUGCCUCCCUGUCCCAGUGGGCCGUGGAGGUGGAGCUGUGUGUCGAUGCUGUGGAGGCUGUGAAGGGGAACGUAACUCUUUCCCUUCCUGAGCUGGGAACCAUGCAGGCAUUCCCGGCGGUGUUCUCUGCAGGCCACACCAAGCGCACGCUCGUCCUCCACCUAGACCGGAGUACAGAGGUGAAGUUGUGGUGGCCUAAUGGACAUGGCGGCCAGCCGUCAUACCUGCUGAGAGUCGCCGGGCUGCUUGGCUCGCUCAGCCUCAGAGCAGACACACAGGUGUACUUCCGGACCGUGGAGCUGGUUCAGGAACCUAUCACUGGCUCGUCCGGGCUGAGCUUCUACUUCCGGGUCAACAGGAAGCCCAUCUUCCUGAAGGGGUCCAACUGGAUCCCGGCCCACGCCCUGCAGGACCGGGUGACCCCGGCAGUUAUUAAGAACCUGCUGCAGUCUGCGGUGGAUGCUAACAUGAACGCCGUCCGGGUGUGGGGCGGGGGAGUGUACGAGCAGGACGUGUUCUACAGCACCUGUGAUGAGCUGGGCGUCAUGGUGUGGCAGGACUUGAUGUUCGCCUGUGCCCUGUACCCCACGGAGCCCGACUUCAUCCAGACCGUGAGAGAAGAGGUUCUCCAGCAGGUGAGGCGUUUGAAGUCCCACCCCUCCGUCGUGGUGUGGAGCGGGAACAACGAGAACGAGGCGGCGCUGGCCACCGACUGGUUCGGCAUCCCUGCCUCCCAGCGCCCUCGCUACCUGAGGGACUACGUCUCCCUGUACGUGGACAACAUCCGGGCCGUGGUGCUGGAGGAGGACCGCAGCCGACCGUUCUUGGUGUCCAGUCCCACCAACGGUGCAGAGUCCCAGCAGGAGGGCUGGGUGGCAGCCGACCCCUACGACCCUCGCUACGGAGACACCCACUACUACAGCUACACCCAGGACUGCUGGGACUGGAGAACCUUCCCUCGCACGCGCUUCGCCUCCGAGUACGGCUUCCAGUCCUGGCCCUCCUUCUCCACCCUGCAGGAGGCGUCCGUGGCCGAGGACUGGAGCUACCGCAGCAGGUUCUCCUCCCACCGCCAGCACCACGACGGGGGCAACCAGCAGAUGCUGCAGCAGGCAGCGCUCCACUUCCACCUGCCCAACUCCUCCGACCCAGCCCAGAACUACAGACAUACCCUCUACCUCACGCAGGUCAUGCAGGCCCAGUGUGUGAAGACUCAGACAGAGUUUUAUCGGCGGAGUCGGAGUGAGAUCGUCGAGGGCAAAGGUCACACCAUGGGAGCCCUCUACUGGCAGCUCAAUGACAUCUGGCAGGCGCCCUCCUGGUCCUCUAUAGAGUUUUCCUCCAAGUGGAAGAUGCUGCACUAUUUUGCCCAGGGCUUCUUUGCCCCUGUGGUGGCUGUGGGGUUUGAGGAUGAGGGAGCUCUGAUCAUCUACGCUGUGUCUGACCUGAGUACAGACCUCCUCCUCCAUGCUGUGGUGUCGGUGUAUGCCUGGAGCAGCCAGGAUCCCGUGUGCGCUCUGAAAUCCAGCGAAGCUCUCGUGAGAGGUGGGAGUGCCAGCGCCAUCUUUAAGCAGCCAAUCGCUGGCCUGCUAGCCGGAUGUGGGCGGUGCAGUCGUCUCUCCUGCCUUGUCACCUUCCAGCUGCAGGAUGCCCAGGGGCCGCAGGGACCCCUCAACCACCUGUUCCUCAGCUCCCCCAAAGACGCCCUCUGUCUGCAGGCCCCCAACAUUACGGCGGUGGUCCAGCAGGACAGGGAGGGCUUCGUGGUGACCCUCCGGUCCCUCGCCGUGGCCCCCUACGUGUGGCUGGACGUGGGCGCCAUCCUGGGCCGCUUCAGCUCCAACGGCUUCCUCAUGGUCACCAGGGAAACCGUGGUGCACUUCUUCCCCUGGGAGCCCACGAGCGCCGCAGACCUGGCCCGCGCCCUCAUCAUCACCACCCUGAGAGACCUGUACUGACGGGCUGUUCAGGGAUGUUCAGAGGAGCGGAUCUAAUGACCUUUGCCCUCCCCUGAGUUGAUUUCUGUCAGGAACUGAAAUUGAGGAUUAGGGAUCAUCAAUUGUGGUAAAUUCUUUCUUUUUAUGAUUGAUAAUUUCGCUGUGUAUCACAGUGGUUUUUGAAUAUUUGUUUUGGUCAUAAUAAAAAUGUAUAUUUUUUCAUUAUAAAUUUGUAU
Molecule: messenger RNA, 3055 nt
Organism: Osmerus eperlanus (European smelt)
Lineage: Eukaryota; Metazoa; Chordata; Actinopteri; Osmeriformes; Osmeridae
Gene: manba
Product: mannosidase, beta A, lysosomal
Exons: 17
Coding region: 171-2840 (889 amino acids)
Biological process (GO): glycoprotein catabolic process; carbohydrate metabolic process
Molecular function (GO): beta-mannosidase activity
Source: RefSeq, a predicted model, not a curated record